Hansenula ciferrii is the source of this 846-nucleotide messenger RNA. RefSeq names its product U4/U6-U5 snRNP complex subunit SPP381 (gene SPP381). The record is from RefSeq and is a predicted model, not a curated record. Gene Ontology annotation, molecular function: RNA binding. Gene Ontology annotation, biological process: mRNA splicing, via spliceosome. Gene Ontology annotation, cellular component: U2-type spliceosomal complex. The transcript has a single exon. The coding region runs from base 1 to 846 and encodes 281 amino acids. NCBI's taxonomy places the organism in Eukaryota, Fungi, Ascomycota, Saccharomycetes, Phaffomycetales, Wickerhamomycetaceae.
AUGGCUGUGAAGAGACAUUUCACAGGGAAGCCAGUUGGCGAAGAGUAUGAUGAGUCCAGUAGUGAGGAGGAAGUGGAAGAAGUGGUUGGUGAAGAGCCAGUUCAACAUCAACAGAAGAAUAUAAAGACGAGUAUUAAUAUAAGGCCAAUUGAAAAAGAAGUACCCAGAGAAACAAAGUCAGUGGAGAAUGUGAAUGUUGGUGAAGAUAAUAGUAUAAGGGAGAGUGCUGGUAUUGAAAAGAAACAGGAAUCAGAAGAAUCUAGUGAAGAAAGUGAUGAGGAAUCAGAAUCAGAUUCAGACUCAGAUUCAGAUUCAAGUGAUGAUGAACCAAAAUUAUUAAAACCUGUAUUCAUAUCCAAAUCCAAAAGAUCACAAGCAAUAAAACAAACAUCAAAUCAAGAUAAAUCAACAAAAGAUAAUGAACGAACAUUGAAAACUAUAGAAGCUCAUAUAAAUCAAGAUAUAGAACAACGUAAGAAAGAAAAAGAAUCAGAGAUAAACCUUGGUGGUAUAGAUGAUACUGAUGAUUUAGAUCCUGAAUUAGAAAGGAAACAAUGGGAAUUAAGACAAUUAACACGAGAAGAAAGAGAUCGUGCCAAAUUAGAGAAAGAACAAGACGAGUAUGAAGAAUUAGAGAAUAGAAGAUUAAGAACCGAAGAAGAAAGAUUAAAAGAAUAUGAAGAAAACAAGAAAGAACAAGAACAAAGAGGUAAAGAGGAUAAACAAAAAGUUAAAGGUGCAUUUUUCAGAGAUGAAGCAUUGUUGAAAAGAGAUCUUGGUGAAGAGAAUGAAAAAUAUGAUAAGACUUUAUUACCACAAAAAUAUGAUCCCAAGGCACAUAAAUGA